AUGAUGGAACAAUCCUCUCUAUCUGCAGUAACUAGCGUCCAGCUGUCUCCCGAAACGACUCCCGGGUUUACACAUGUAGACGAAUUGACAACUGAGAGCGCGGAAGUGACCUCUCGGCUUCUCACAGAGAACCACACUCAGUUUCAUACCCGAUGGAAACUUACCUUUCACAACCACCUCGCUCAUCACCUCCUCACCCUAUGGGCACUUGGAGCGUCUCCAUCCGAGAUACAGGCUAUGUGGAACUAUAACGCUGCGUACCAGACUGGCCUACAUGAUCCAGACGUUGAAUCAAAGCAUCUAGAUUUGCAGAACCCUCAGGCUUUUAAACAGGCCUUGGGGAAGGACGAGAAUUACGCAGUAUUCCUCAAGUUCUUUGAAAAUGAGAUUCACGACAAGGGUCUGCCUGAGGUUCUACAGAUAUAUCUGCUUGACGGCUCCGAAUUAGCAAAUGACAUUUUCUAUCGCCUAUGGACAGAUCUCAUGCAUCCCGCAAUUCACCUGGGCUGCGGCUUGGAAUUCAACCAGCCAAGCAUUAUUGCGGAAGCUUUGGCGGGGGCAUGCGUGCACCAAGACUGGGCGAGAGUGUUCCUUGAGCCCACGGAGAAGUCCACAGCUCCUCAUUCCGAUGUUUCAUCAUCUCUUUUCAUCCAAAUGCUGGAAAGUCUUCAUAAUGAUCCACUCAUAUCGUCUGGUGUGAAGCACGACGACCCGUUCAACAAGAUUCCUGAUGGCCUCCUGAAGAGGGUAUCUGGAGAGGCCUUUGCUCCCCAUCUCAGUAUAUUCCAGUGCAGCGAACAAAAUGGGGACUUACGUGACAAGAUGACGGAUAUGUUUUAUGGCUGCGUUUACAUGGUAAGUGCAGCGCAAAGCCCUGGCAAGCAUGAGGCUCUUGAUUUCGUUACUCUCCACAGCGUUACGAUGGCCGGGUUCUUUCCAGCUAUUCUAGCGCUUGAUUGGAUGUCGGAUCAUGACAAGGCACGGCUGCUGGUGGCCAAAGCCAGGGUUGACGGUGUCAUGUAUGCUGGCUGCGGAGUCCCGUUCCUAUACCCCGGGAGGGUGACACAUUACAUUCCAAAACACCCUGAUCAAGAUUGGUCACAACUUCUUAAACGGGCUAUUGGCUACUAUGAUGAGGGACACGCUGCUAAGUUUGUGAGGGCGAUGCUUAGUUUGCAGGUUCUGGAUGGUCCGCCCGCUGGUUUCCCCAUCGCAAAACCCGACCUCAUCAAGGUUGUACACAUGGCGUUGGACUCUAUUGAGCGAGCCAUGGAACCUGGGGGAAGCGAAAUGCCAGAGAGUGCGGCUCAGGCCGUGAUCAACCGGAUUGGGCUGGGCGGCGAGAUGGUCAAGAAUAACAUGGUGCGAUGGGUGUUCUACAACGGCUUAGAAAAGGCCUGGGACUUUGUACCUAUAAAAAAAAAGAAAUCAUGUAAUAAUCUACUUAAAGAAUUAGUUUAG
Molecule: messenger RNA, 1461 nt
Organism: Colletotrichum graminicola M1.001
Lineage: Eukaryota; Fungi; Ascomycota; Sordariomycetes; Glomerellales; Glomerellaceae
Exons: 3
Coding region: 1-1461 (486 amino acids)
Molecular function (GO): oxidoreductase activity
Source: RefSeq, a predicted model, not a curated record